AGGCAGGCUUUUCCAGGAUUCACCUUUCUUUUCUGCCGUCGCCCGCUCCUCCUCUCCCCCUCGCCCUGCCCUUCUCCCACACCCUUUGCUUCGGUCCAUCCUCGGAAGCCCCCCCUCCUCCGCUCUGUACCCCUCCCUUCAGCGGUGCUCCGUCGCCCUGGGUGAGUGGGCAGGGGGGUGGCCCACGGUACCCCCCGACACCUGGGCGCCACCGAGCCGCCAGAGGCCGGUGAGGCGGCUGCAGGGUCAGCGCUGGGAAGAUGGCCGCCCUUGCCAGCUCCCUAAUUCGCCAGCGCAGGGAGGUCAAGGACCCUCAAGCAAACCGGCAGAUCGCCAGCAAGCGCAAGCCCUGCCCGAAGAGCAACAAGUCGCUCUGCCAGAAGCAAAUCCUCAUAUUAAUAUCAAAGGUUCGACUAUGUGGCAGUCGAGGGAGAAAAAUGGAAAAAAGACCAGAGCCCCAGCUGAAGGGCAUCGUCACGCGGCUCUACUGCAGACACGGCUUCUACCUCCAGAUGCUGCCGGAUGGCACCAUGGAAGGCACAAAGGACGAAAGCAGCUCCUUCUUGCAGUUCAACUUGAUUCCUGUGGGGCUCAGGAUCGUGGCCAUCCAGAGCACCAAGACGGGGCUCUACGUUGCCAUGAACAGCGAGGGCUACCUCUACACUUCGGAACACUUCACACCCGAGUGCAAGUUUAAGGAGUGUGUGUUUGAGAACUACUACGUCACCUACUCGUCCAUCCUGUACAGACAGACCCAGUCGGGGCGGGCCUGGUACAUCGGCAUCAACAGAGACGGCCAAGUCAUGAAAGGGAACCGCGUGAAGAAGACCAAGGGAGCCGCGCACUUCCUGCCCAAACUCAUCGAAGUGGCCAUGUACAGGGAGCCCUCCCUGCAUGACGUCGCUGAGCAGAGCCCGCCCAGAAAAACACCGAAGACCUCCAGUGACUCGCCGGUGCACCAGAACGGCAAGAAGGACCCUCAAUCCAAAACCAAAACCUCCUCCUCCUAGCGCUCACAGACCUACAGGAGGAGGAGAGGAGGGGGGGGGGACACAGGGCGAUGGGCACCAGCGGACACCUCAAGAAGGUUGUUAGGGCUACCCCCACCUGCUGCCUGCAACACUGACCUCCACCCC
This is a messenger RNA of Salarias fasciatus (jewelled blenny), 1136 nucleotides long. RefSeq names its product fibroblast growth factor 11a (gene fgf11a). The record is from RefSeq and is a predicted model, not a curated record. The coding region runs from base 261 to 1010 and encodes 249 amino acids. NCBI's taxonomy places the organism in Eukaryota, Metazoa, Chordata, Actinopteri, Blenniiformes, Blenniidae. The transcript has 5 exons. Gene Ontology annotation, molecular function: growth factor activity.